AUGAGCAGACCACCAAACUCACCACCGCACACACAACAAAAUCCCUCGUCUCCGAUAACCCAAUCGAUACCUCUUCAAGACCUUUCAAGGCCGCCUGGUGAUUAUAACAUGUCCCGGCAUGGGGAGGGGGAAGGAGCAGCCGGGUCGGCAAGUUCGCGCAAUACGCAGCGACUUUCGCCGUCCGCGGCUGCCAAUCUGCCAGGCCUAUCGACAUACUGGGACCAGCCGCAAGGCUUUUCAAGUCAUCGUCGCGAUAUUGCCGAGUCAACUUCGAGUCCGACUUCGCCAAUAGAUCCCAGCGCCCUGCAAUUUGCUCUUCCUCCGCAGAUUCAUGCUCCGCCGCCUCUAUCACGACCAUCUUCCUCGACUUCGAAUCCGUACACACCCUCGCCAUACUAUGAUGAGCCUACGAACCAGGAAUACUUUGCGUCGGACGACACUCCAUUGGCCUCUGCUGCUCAGCCAAUCUCAGGUGCUGCCUUGGCUACCCCCGGUACAGAAGCACCAUCGCGGACCAGUUUUCAGACCAUUUCUGAUAUAGACGACGGACGGGAGUCUAGACCUCGCGACACAAAAAUGCUUGGUUUCGACUUGGGACCCGAUAGACACCGAAGCUAUGGACAGAGCCUCAGCCCCAUGGAUCGCCGGGCCUCACGCUCACCAGGAACCGCUCUCCACCGAGCUGGGACGAUUGUUAGAGCCAUGUCCCAACGUGUUGUCAAUAUCAGCGGUGAAGGAGAUACGAUGGAACAACACCAGCAGCGGCGAGCCCGCUCCAGAUCGCCGAGUGUCGACAGCCGUGCUCCCCGUGAGCCAAGCCAUUUGUCCAUCCUUGAUACCUCAUACCCGUCCCAGGUCUAUCCCCCAGAGAAGAAUGGCGACUCGCGGUUUACCUUCGUGCAGGAAGCCCCCGAGCUCCAGGGCCCGCGUGUGCCCAUGGCAAAUCCCUUGAAAGGUCGCUCAUUAGGAAUCUUUGGUCCCGAUAACCCGAUUCGAGUCAAGCUCUGCGAUUUCUUGGUUAAUCCAUGGAUGGAGCCUUUCAUCCUGAUGCUGAUUGUCCUUCAAGCAAUUCUUUUGGCUGUGGAAUCUGCUCCAAAUGUUUUUGAACCAGGCAACGAACGUCCCGAGCGCUGGGCUGGAACCAAGACCGACUGGACCAUGUUGAUCUUAUUUAGCAUAUUUUCGGCGGAGCUUAUCAUACGCAUCAUUGUAUCGGGAUUCAUACUCAACGCGACGGAAUAUAGUACUAUUGAUCGGAAAAAAGGCAUCCGGGCUGCAGUAGCGGACCAGUACAAGGCCGUCUUUGGCCCACAACGCCAGAAGUCGGUCAGACAUGCCAAAGAGGAGAACUAUGGACCAUCGACAUUCGCCCGGUCCUUCACUGUCAUGCAUGGCCAAAGGCUACCAGAAACAUUCGAGGAAGCACAGAGGAUGCAAUUGGCUCGUCGGGCUUUCCUGCGGCAUGGCUUCAACAGGCUUGACUUCACUGCAGUGAUCUCGUUCUGGAUCACCUUCGUACUCAGUAUUACUGGAAUCGAAAUGCAGUACCAUGUUUUUAUUUUCCGGAUGAUGAGCUGUCUGAGAAUCGUCAGACUUCUAGCCUUGACCAACGGUACAGCGAUCAUUUUACGAAGUUUGAAGAAAGCAGCCCCUUUACUCAUCCGAGUAUCGUUCCUCAUUCUGUUCUUCUGGAUACUGUUCGCCAUCAUUGGUAUCCAAAGCUUCAAAUCGAGUCUCAGCCGACAAUGUGUAUGGCUCGAUCCUACAGACCCGACCAAUAUCACUGCAGCCUACACAAACGACCUACAGUUCUGCGGAGGUUACUUGAAUGAAAGCACUGGUGCUGAGAUGCCUUGGGUGUACAGUGAAACGUUGACGGGUACUCUGGAGAACUUACAUUUCAACACUGCCUCGGCAAAAGGCUAUCUAUGUCCCAAAGGGUCGCUCUGUCUGCAAUCGACAGGCCCUUUCAACAACACAGUGAACUUCGAUAAUAUCGCCCACUCACUGGAGCUUGUCUUUGUCAUCAUGAGCGCCAACACCUGGUCGGACUUGAUGUACUACACCACGAACUCGGAUUAUCUUCCAGCGGCCUUGUUCUUCGGUGCUGGAAUCAUGAUUAUGAUGUUGUGGAUGACCAAUUUGCUUAUUGCUGUCAUCACGUCCUCUUUUCAGGUCAUUCGAGAAGAAAGCAAAAGCAGUGCUUUCACUGGAGAAACCCAGGAACCUGCAGCUCCUGUACAGCUCGAACAAAAUCAAAGACGCCAGGUAUCGGCACUGCAAAAGAUAUACGACAAGACGCGCUUGCUCUGGAUCAUAUUGAUCAUAGUUGACCUCCUUGUGCAAAGCUUCCGCAGCGCAGAAAAUCCUCGGGCAACGUUGAUUCUUGUGACAGAUGUCAUUGUCACAAUGCUUCUCGACGUGGAAAUCAUAAUACGGAUAGCGGCCAACUGGCGCGGAUUUCAUCGAAGUUAUCGCAACUUAUUCGACUUGUUCUUGGCUAUUGCAACGACCGUGAUCCUGCUGCCCCCGAUUCGCAACGCAGAACAAGUCUACCCGUGGCUGACGGUAUUCCAAAUUCUCAGAAUCUACCGGGUUGUCUUGGCAGUACCCAUUACGCGGCAGUUGAUUCUGCUUGUGCUUGGCAACGCAGCUGGUAUUGCCAACUUGUUGCUCUUCGUGUUCCUCAUCACGUUCAUCAUGGCCAUUCUUGCUGCCCAACUUUUCAGAGGAGAGAUCCCAAUGUACGAGGACGGCGAACUCAACGAGAUCUCCUUCUACAACAUCUACAACUCAUUCCUCGGCAUGUAUCAAAUCCUCUCUAGCGAGAAUUGGACUACCAUCUUGUACAAUGUCACCUCCUACACAACCCAUCUUCAUACAUCCUGGUAUGGCGCAGUCUUCCUAAUGGGCUGGUUCAUUCUUGCAUUCUUCAUUAUCGUCAACAUGUUCAUUGCUGUCAUUCAGGAGAAUUUUGAUGUAUCUGAAGAUGAGAAACGCUUGGAACAGGUGAAGUCUUUUCUCCAGAGAAAGGAACUGGGGAACAACACUAGCAGCUUAGCCCUAUCCACCAUAUUCACGUUUGGCAAGAACCGCAAGAAGAAGGAUCCUCUGGACUAUGGGCCAGCCACCAUGGAAAUGUUGCUGAAGGACGCGGUUGUCAGAGAGUUCCUUGACGAUUCCAUGGACCCUCUCCAGCAAUCAUCUGGCGGAUCUCAGUCACCUCAGCAAGGAAAUGCCAACGGGACUGUUCGCCCUGGCGCAUGGUCAUCCAUAUGGAGUCGUGUCCGCUCCACCUUCACAAGCAAGGAGCCCAACCCCUUUUAUGAGACUAUCAAAUUCGACACAACUAAUGACAACCUUGACCCGCGAGCCAUGGCUCGUCAGGCUGUGUCGCUUACCGCCGCUCGACGCAAGGCCCAACGAGAAUACCUGACGCGACACCCUACAUACAACAAUGCGCUCUACAUUUUCACGCCCAAAAAUCCCCUCCGCCGUCUGUGCCAAAAGCUGGUAGGACCAGGCAGGGGCCAAGAGCGCUUUGAUGGCGUCGAGCCCAAUAAAAUAGCUUGGUACAUCUUCUCGGCGUUUAUUUACGCCGCUAUUGUGGCUAUGGUGGUUCUUGCAUGUGUCACCACGCCACUGUAUCAAAAAGAAUAUUUCGCGAAUAACGACUUCCACAUCACGAAUUGGUUCGUCUGGGUCGACAUGGGCUUUGCUAUUCUCUUCUCGGUUGAGGCUGCCAUCAAGGUCAUAGCUGAUGGUCUGUGGUUCACACCCAACGCGUAUUUCAGAAGCUCUUGGGGUAUCAUCGAUGCCGUGGUGCUCAUCACCUUAUGGAUCAAUGUUAUCACCCUUCUGGCCAACGAUGGAGCAGUGUCUAGGGCCGUGGGCGCAUUCAAGGCUCUUAGAGCUUUACGCCUGCUUAACGUCAGUGAUAGUGCUCGGCAGACGUUCCAUUCACUCAUCAUCGUCGCUGGCUGGAAGCUCCUUGGCGCUGCCUUCGUUUCCAUGUCCCUCUUGAUUCCAUUCGCCAUAUAUGCUUUGAAUCUGUUCAAUGGAAAAAUGGUUGCCUGCAAUGACGGCGAUAUCUACAACUUGACCAAUUGUUUUGGCGAAUAUGAAGCCGCACCGUUCAGCGACGACUGGCCAAUGCUUGCGCCACGUGUUGCGGAAAACCCGUUCUACUCGUUCGACGACUUUGGAUCGUCUCUAUUCAUCCUGUUCACCAUUGUUUCACAGGAAGGAUGGGUGGACGUGUCAUUCUCAGCACAGUCAAUCACAGGAAUUGGCCUGCAGCCGUCCGAUAAUGCGGCACCCGGGAACGGAUUCUUCUUUGUAGUCUUCAACAUCCUUGCUACUGUCUUCGUUCUGACAUUGUUCAUCUCCGUCUUCAUGCGAAACUAUACGGAGUUGACGGGUGUUGCAUUCCUCACGACAGAGCAAAGAUCGUGGCUCGAGUUGCGCAAGUUGCUGCGCCAGAUUUCGCCUUCUAAGAGCUCAUAUGACGAUUCCGAAAAGAAGUGGAAGAAGUGGUGCCAUAAGCGCGCUAUCGAGAAGCGUGGAAAGUGGUAUACUGCUGUCACGUGCGUGCUUGUCCUUCACUUGAUUUUGCUCAUGAUGGAAUACUAUCCAGAGCCCACUUGGUGGACGACAACGAGAGACAUCAUCUUUCUGAUUUUUACACUCAUCUACAUUGCCAAUAUCGUCAUUCGGGUCAUUGGUUUGGGUUGGACCCGUUUUCGAAAGAGCUCCUGGGAUGUCUUUUCCCUGGUUGCCGUAACUGGAGCUUUUGCCACCUCCGCGUUGCUGGUCAGUAAAGAGCAAAACACAAUUUGGGUUCAGCUACACAAAUUCUUCCUCGUAGCAAUUGUAUUGCUGCUCAUUCCCAGGAACGAUGCUCUCGAUCAGCUUUUCAAGACAGCAGCUGCCAGUCUGACCACGAUUGUCAACCUCCUGGCCACAUGGCUUGUUUUCUUCUUGGUUUUCGCAAUCGCAUUUACUCAGACCUUCAGUUUGACUCGUUUUGGCGGGAAUGAAGAAGCAAACGUCAACUUUCGAACGGUUCCCAAGGCCCUGAUCCUCUUGUUCAGGAUGAGUUGUGGUGAAGGAUGGAACGAACUCAUGGAAGACUUUGCCAUGAUAGAACCACCAUUCUGUGUCGAGAACAACGAGUUUACCGAUAGUGACUGUGGAAGUGCUAUCUGGGCUCGGGGCUUGUUCAUCGCCUGGAAUCUUGUCAGCAUGUAUAUUUUCGUAAAUUUGUUCAUCUCGCUUAUUUACGAAAGUUUUGCAUACGUCUACCAGCGCUCAAGUGGGCUAGGAAAUAUAGAUCGUCACGAGAUUCGUCGCUUCAAAGAGGCAUGGCGGAGCGUGGAUCCAGCUGGCACAGGAUUUAUCAGCAAGGAUGCGUUUCCCAAGCUCCUGGCUGAGCUCUCCGGUGUUUUCGAGAUGCGGAUAUACAACGCAGAAGACUCGAUUCGUCAGAUCCUCGAAGACGUCCGCAGUGAAGACCCAGGAGCCAGGCAUGGAUCAAUCGCGUCCCAGAGUGCUCUAUCUGGGAUCGAUGUGAAAAAGCUCAAUGCCAGACUGAACAAGAUCGACGUUAUAGCAGUACGUGAGCGUCGUCGACGGUUCAAUAUCUUCUUCGAGGAAGUCAUGGUCUCUGCAGAUCCUGAUAAGGGUAUUUCCUUUACAACUGUUCUCAUGAUAUUGGCACACUACAAUAUCAUCAGCGAUAGCAAAAGUUUGCGUCUGGAGGAAUUCUUGCGGCGUCGUGCUCGCCUACAGCGCGUUGAGGAAGAAGUCCGACGUCGUGUGGUCCUAGGCUUCUUUGAUACUUUAUACUGGGUACGAAGGUUCAAGAAGCAUCUUGACAAGAAACGGGCUGGACGUAUGACGGCGGUACCGCAACUGGACGUACCUGAUAUCUUUGUUGAGGAUGACGAUGGACGUCACAGAACCCCACAACGUGCAACGGUGGCUGUCACUCCUCGCGCGCGAGCUGCAACAACAUCUUCAGAGUUCUUGGCUGCAGCGGACGCCGUUCGACCUGCACACCGCAGCUGGGCGUCGAGCACAGACAUAUCAAACAUCGAUGCCCAAUACCAGCAUCCACUCAGUCUACCAAGGACACCGCCAUCCAUGCCAGGUCAUAGGGCCGACACGUCGGCCUUUAGCUUUGAGCUCCAGGAGCCUGGAACGUCAUCAGCGGCGAACAGCCGCCGAGGCAGUUCUGUAAGUCCGGCUCAGGUUCGGGAGCUGUUGGACGACUCCGUCUGGGUUGAAAGUAUUCGCCGUAGCGCCACAAUUCGCAAAUCGGUACGGAAGACGGACUGGAACCAAUACUGA
Pestalotiopsis fici W106-1 is the source of this 6351-nucleotide messenger RNA. RefSeq lists its product as uncharacterized. The coding region runs from base 1 to 6351 and encodes 2116 amino acids. Gene Ontology annotation, molecular function: high voltage-gated calcium channel activity; calcium ion binding. Gene Ontology annotation, cellular component: voltage-gated calcium channel complex; membrane. The record is from RefSeq and is a predicted model, not a curated record. The transcript is spliced from 4 exons. Gene Ontology annotation, biological process: calcium ion import across plasma membrane. NCBI's taxonomy places the organism in Eukaryota, Fungi, Ascomycota, Sordariomycetes, Amphisphaeriales, Sporocadaceae.